Manihot esculenta (cassava) is the source of this 1009-nucleotide messenger RNA. Its product is annotated as SNF1-related protein kinase regulatory subunit beta-3. Bases 445 to 798 code for a protein of 117 amino acids. Lineage: Eukaryota; Viridiplantae; Streptophyta; Magnoliopsida; Malpighiales; Euphorbiaceae. The record is from RefSeq and is a predicted model, not a curated record. The transcript is spliced from 4 exons. Gene Ontology annotation, molecular function: protein binding.
UUGAAUUUACAUUGCGAGUGAGAAGCUUCAUGUUAGAUUCUGUUGACGGAUUCCCCUAGAAAAGCAUCCUCUCUCCGGCUCUUCCUUUCCUCUUUUCUCCGAUCGAUCGUCGCUUCUCUUCCUUCCUUCUCUGCUCGAGCUCGCUGGUUGCAUUCGUUAGCUCUCCAUCAUAGUCGUUGCAGCCUCUGUCUGUUCUUAUCUUCUUUGAUUUCCUUACUAAUUUUGGUCGCUAAUAGAUCGAAGCUGCUCAUUGGAGACCUCGCGCUCUUGUACAGUUGCAGUUGCAAUUGAGUUGGGAUUUUAGAUUUUCGAAGAUCCAAGCAAACAAUUUCCAGUCCAGAAUUAAUUUUCUGCUGUAGGUUACUAAGAUAAGAGUGAAAAGGUUUGUUGAUGUUGCAACUUUGAUGAUUUUGAGCCCUUAGCCAGUUGUCAUCUCUUUUCAAGAUGAGCAACCAAUAUGGCGAAGACCAUGAAGACACAACAGUAAUGGGAUUUGAAGUUCCAAAAUCUCCUGAUUCGAGUUACAACAAUCCCUACCCUGGGAAUGAAGAUGAGGCACGUGACCCACCUUUAGUCCCUUCUCACCUGCAACACACCUUGCUUAGCCACCCAGCAAGUGUAGACGCUCCCGAAACUAUUCCUGCACCGCAGAGUGUAAUUCUCAAUCAUCUUUACAUUGAGAACCGGGAGGCCCCACGUUCUAUGGUGGCUCUUGGUUUUACUCAUCGCUUCCGUUCAAAAUAUGUCACAGUUGUGCUGUACAAACCAGUUCAGAGGAGGGGGAGCAACAGCACUUAGUAUUCAUAUAGUUUAAUCUUUAGUUAGAGUUGGUCUCUCAUUGCCCUAAUUGUGAUAGAAGUAGUUGUGAUUGACUGAAAUACCAAAUUAGCUGGAUAGAAUAUUUUAUUGUCUCACAGCAUCUCUUGGUAUUAGGACUAUUUUAUUGGAGUUAUAUUUUCACAUGAAGGAUCAAUUAUUAUCAAUUCUAUCACAAGGGAAGAUUCGCUAU